Messenger RNA from Triticum dicoccoides, 1008 nucleotides. RefSeq lists its product as uncharacterized. Lineage: Eukaryota; Viridiplantae; Streptophyta; Magnoliopsida; Poales; Poaceae. The transcript has 3 exons. The record is from RefSeq and is a predicted model, not a curated record. Bases 334 to 981 code for a protein of 215 amino acids.
CUUCCAGCCGCCGCCACUCACUCUCCCUUGUUUCUCGGGAGCUUGUCCCAUCGCCGCUGAUUCCCUCCUUCAUCGGGAUCCCCAUCCCACCAACCACCACAGCCGAGCGCCUCCACCUUGCUUUUAGCGCCACCCAACCAGAUUGCAACCUCCUUCUCCUCUUGCCGAGCCACCACACCCGCAGCCUCGCUGCCGCGAGCCUCCUGUCCUGAUCGUGCAGGCCUCCUCGUUCCUCCAUCCCGCGCAGGAGCUCGCUCCCGAGCUCAGCUGCGUUCACGCCCGAUCACCGCGCUCCUGGAUCCUACCGACCCCGUGCACCAUGAGCUCCCUCACAUGGUGCCCUUGUGCACCGGGCUCUUCAACAACCCCUGCGUCGCCCACGUCAAGCCGCCGCCGUGCCAGUCGCCAAGCCACGCCGCCGGAGCACCAGGACUCUCCCGCACCUCGUCGCCGAUCGGAACCGUGCCUCCUCCGCCGUCCCCGCGCUGCACUCCACUGCUGCUUCCCCUGCGACCCGAGAGCGUUGCCUCCUCUGCUUCGAUGCAGGAGAACGACGGCCUCGCUCAUGCGCACCUCCAGCGCCAGCAGGGCUGCGCCGAUCCGCUGUCCCAAGGCCAAGCAGCCGGCUUGCCCUGCGCCUGCCUCCCCCAGAUCAGCGUUGAGCCGGCGCCCUUCGGUCCCCGCACUGCCGGCGAGCAUCAUCAGGCCCAGUGCACAGGAAGUGCUCCGCCGUCGUUGCUGUUCGCCGGAGCACCGGUGCCCCGAAUCCGCCGUGGCGCUGCCGUCCCGAGCUCCUCCCGUGCCCUUGCCUUGUCUGUGCAGUUGCGCCGCUGCCUACCUUCGACCCCACUACUCGAUCCCCUGCUUCAGGGACGAGACGAUGGACGCCUGCGCCGUGCGUUGACCUCGCCAGCAAGGCCCAGCGCCUGCGUCCAGCCGACCGGGCCAGGCCCAAUGUUCGGUUUUGUUCCGGAGUUGUGAGGAUUCGUUCGACUACGUCUGUUUGUC